This is a messenger RNA of Aegilops tauschii subsp. strangulata, 1833 nucleotides long. RefSeq lists its product as uncharacterized. Lineage: Eukaryota; Viridiplantae; Streptophyta; Magnoliopsida; Poales; Poaceae. Gene Ontology annotation, molecular function: minor groove of adenine-thymine-rich DNA binding. The record is from RefSeq and is a predicted model, not a curated record.
GGCCGGUAAGAGCACGCGAGGAGGGGGGCUGGGGGCGGAUUUAUUGCUCGAUAUUUCGCGAUUUCUCCUGCAGCCAGCAGAUCUGUUCCGAUCCGACCCCCGAGGGCAGUUUUUUGAGCGCAGAGGUGGUUCACCUUCACGUACAACCGCCGCCAACCGCGCGCGCGCGCUGCCCGGAGCGACGACGCGCGGCGCGGGCCGGCCGAGGGGAGCGCGUCGGAUUCGUGGGGGACGGGCCUAGGGUUUCGCCGCGAGAUGGACGGCCGGGAUCAGCAGCAGCAGCAGACGCCGACGCCGCUGCCGCUGCCGCCGCCGCCGCAGCAACAGACGCCGACGCAGGCGCCGCAGCAGCCGCAGACGCAGGCGCCGCGCGUGAGCUCGCCGCCGCCGGUGGCCCCCGGCGUCAUGAUGCCGCAGCACGCCUACGGCGCGAUGCCGCCGGGCUCCGCCAGCGUCAUGCACGGGAUGCCGCUCGCCUUCAACCCCAUGGCGUCGCCCGGCGCCUCGCCGGCGGCAAUGAAGCCCGCGGACAUGCCGCCGCUCGCCAUGUACCGGCCCGAUUCCACCCCGCCGGGCAUGCCGCAGCCCGUCGGCGGCGGCGGCGGCGCCCGGGUGGUCAGCGUCAGCGGCAGCGGCAGCGGCGGGGAGCUCGUGAAGAAGAAGAGGGGGCGGCCGAGGAAGUACGGGCCGGACGGGACCAUGGGCUCGGCGGUGAAGGCCGAGGCGGGAGGGCAGUCUGGUGGCGCGGGCUCCAACUCGAAUCCUGACGGGAAGCGCAGAGGACGGCCCCCGGGAUCUGGCAAAAAGAAACAGCUCGAUGCCUUAGGUUCAGCUGGGACAUCAUUUACUCCUCACAUAAUAACUGUCAAGCCUAAUGAGGAUGUUGCUUCGAAAAUAAUGUCUUUUUCACAACAAGGCCCACGUACUACAUGUAUAAUCUCAGCAAACGGUGCGCUGUGCACAGCAACACUCCGUCAACCAGCAACCUCUGGUGGCAUAGUGACAUAUGAGGGCCACUUUGAUAUUCUCUCUCUGUCGGGCUCAUUUCUGCUGGCAGAGGAUGGUGACACUCGUAGCAGGACAGGUGGUCUGAGUGUUGCUCUGGCUGGAAGCGAUGGGCGUAUUGUAGGAGGCUGUGUUGCAGGAAUGCUUAUGGCUGCAACGCCUGUCCAGGUUGUGGUGGGCAGCUUCAUCGCUGAAGGUAACAAAAAGCCCAAGGAAGAACAACCGAAACGCGAGCCCACAUCUGUGCCGAUGUUAACAUCUGCGCCGAUGCAGACUGCUGCUGGCUUUGGUGCGGCCUCAGCUGCUGCUACUCCAUCAGAUGGAACAUCGAGCGACCACUCUGACGACCCAGGGAGCCCCAUGGGGCCCAAUGGCAGCGCGUUCAACAAUGCAGGCCAUCCGACUCACGCUUCAUAUGCUCCGGUGGGCUGGUCCAUUUCCGGGAACCAAGGCCGCUACGACCCUGACAUGAAGAUGGUGACCGACUAAUGGCCUCCAGUUUACAGCAGCUUCAUUUUUUAGUAUUUGACCUAGUAGAGUGUAGGGUUUCCUGCACCGGCGCCAGUGAGUGAUUGUCGGCCAAUAAUCCGGUGUGCUAGAGGUAGUCGGAGAGCCUUCCGUGGAAGGCCUGAGGAGCAAUAAUAAGUAGCAUCGUCUUGCCCCUGUUAUUGUUGCUUUUAGUUUGUACCGUAUCUCUUAUCUGCCUUCGCAGUUAGUAGCUUAUGCUUGGAGUUGUUAUAUCCUAAUCAACGGUUUCUAUUACCCAUGAAUUUGUAUUUCAGUCUAGUAUGUGCAUGCACCAGUUUUGAAUGCCAUAUAUUUGUGUUA